Molecule: messenger RNA, 3520 nt
Organism: Drosophila biarmipes
Lineage: Eukaryota; Metazoa; Arthropoda; Insecta; Diptera; Drosophilidae
Gene: Dok
Exons: 3
Coding region: 541-2451 (636 amino acids)
Biological process (GO): positive regulation of MAPK cascade; cell surface receptor protein tyrosine kinase signaling pathway
Cellular component (GO): cytoplasm
Source: RefSeq, a predicted model, not a curated record
GUCAUCGAUCUUGCUCCACCUCUAGAUUAUUUGUCUUUUUAUUUGACUAAAAUAAAAUAAUCAAAGCAAAGCAGACGCGUCGCAGGCACUCCAAACGGACUCGCAUUCGAUCGGCUAGUAAACGAAGACCGUGCAACUAAAAGAAGCCAAGUUCUAAGCCCAACUACGCGCAGUUCGCCGCCCAGAUCGGCCCGAUCGCAGUUGUUUUCCCCGCUCGCUGUUUACCUUGCCUGCCCCCCCACAUGUGGGCUCACACUUUGUUUGUUUGCGAAACUCUGGGCGUGAGUUAGCCAUGCAGUGAGCGCACGUCCCCGGGAAAUCGGAGGAAAUACGGGAAAACUCCAGAAAUCGCAGUGCUGACUCCGCCAGCAACAACAACUCGGUCUCGGAAUCGGAAUCGGAGGCGCAUUGUGCGAGCGAGAGGCGGCGACAGAGUGAGAGUGCCAGUGGCAGUGCGAGUGCGAGUGCGAGCGGGACGGAGAGCAGGAGACGCAGGCGAGUGGGCAGCAGGAGAGGCGGGGAGGAGGAGCGGUGCACAGAAUGGAUGUUGAAAUACCUGUUUUGGCUGGAUAUCUUAAUGUGCCGACCCAAACUGGAUUUUCGCUAAAUCGCAUCUCGAAAAAGAAAGCAUGCAGUCGCUACUGUUUGCUGUUCAAGGCCAGUCGGCACGGGAUCGCCCGCCUGGAAAUGUGCGAGAGCAAGGAGGACCGCAACCCCAAGAUCUUCACCCUGGAGAACUGCGUAAAGAUCACGCAGGAGCCGCCGCCCGACCGCCUCAUCCACAUCGUCAAGCAUCACGUGACCCUCACGCUGAGCACCAGUAGCGAGGAGGACCUCAAGGACUGGAUCACCGCCCUCCAGACGGUGGCCUUCUGCGACACCUCACCGUCGGGCGGAAUCGGGGCCAUCGAGGAGGACAACGACCUUUACUGCAGCUCCUUUGAUGGCCUGUUCAUCAUCACGCUGAUUCCCUCCGAGGCCUCCAUUCGCUGCUGCAUCGAGCCCAAGACGUACAUGCUCCAGAUGACGCCCACAGAACUGCAGCUCAAGUCGGAGGACCUGGGUGCCACCAUCGCCAUGUGGCCCUAUCGGUUCAUCAGGAAGUACGGCUACCGCGACGGCAAGUUCACCUUCGAGGCGGGCAGAAAGUGCACCACCGGCGAGGGCGUCUUCACGCUGGAUCACACCAAUCCGCAGGAGGUGUUCCGCUGCAUGUCCGCCAAGAUGAAGUCGAUGAAGAAGCUGAUCAGCGGCGACAGCCUGGGCACCUUGGAGUGCGGCGAGAAUCAGUUCAGUGCGGCCGCUGGCAUGGAGCCCGGCUCGCGCAGUCCCCUGCCACCGUCGCCCUCGAGCAAUCCCCAUGGCGGAGAGUUCGAGAUCAAUUCGACGCAAAGUUGCAUUUCCCUGAGGGGUUUCAUCAGCUCCAACGAUUCCCUGAAUAACUUUUCGGCGGGUGGCGCUGGAACUGGAGCAACACCCGGUGGCGCAGGAGGCGGAGGAGGAGCAGGUGGUGGCGGCGGCGUCGUUGGCAAUGCCGGUGGCAUCACCCUGUCCGUGCCCGCAAAUAGCAAUAGCAGCAAACACAUUCCCAACAAGCCGCCACGCAAACCGGGCGGAGUCAGCCCAACAACCCAUUGUGAUAAAUACAGGAACAUUGUGAAAUAUGAGCCUGUGGCCAUAACGACGAUAUCCUCGCCCUCCGCCAGCGCCGAUGUGAACAGCUCGGUGAUACUGAAGCCGCUGGAGGGUGAAUCGAUAUCAUGCCUGCCGGAGAUGUCACCCGAUUUGCCGCCCGACCUGCCGCUGCGCAACGAGAGCGUCCCGAAGGCGCCGCCACCGGAGCGCGACUACGAGUGCAUCGAGAAUAUCACAGAGGCGUGGCGCACGCGGGGCGUGGGCGAUGUGAGGCACUGCGAACGCAUGCCCAUACUCUGCGACACCUCGGAGUUCGUGCGCCAGCGAUCGGUCACAAAAUCAUCAGCCACCUCAUCAUCGGGUGGUCAGAACACACCCAAGAUCAUUGACAUCGACAUUGGCGAGGGCUGUGCGAGUGCCACUUCCCUACCCGAUUCCAAUUACGAUCGUCUGGACUUCCUGUCGCCCAACAACAAGACUUCAAGUGGCUACAAGACCAUCGUGAAUGUCACACUGCCCGGCAAUCCUCGCAAUCCUCCGCCGCCCAAUGAGUACGAGUUGAUCGCUAGUCCCGACACCGAGAGCUUCCGCAAGGCCGACGACAGUCAUCUGGGCUACGGGGUGCUGCGGAAGGCCAGUGGCACGACGAGCAACAACAAUAAUCUGGGAAUCUCCAACUGCAACAUCAGCGGCGGCGGCAGCAGCAGCCUCACCAGUGCCACGGCCAACAAGAGCAGCCUCGAGGCGGCGGCCAUCGAUCAUCGCAGCUACAACGGCCUCAACUACACGAUCGUCAGCAAACCCAAGCGGGUGUAGAGGAUGUGGGAAAGUGGGAUAGGGGAUCCAGAGAUCCUGGGAUCGAACCAGGUGCAGUGGGGUUGGGGUGGCUCAAGGGGAGACAAUCCAAGUUUUAACUUUACUACGCCCAGAACUGUUACUGUUUCCAAUUUUAAGCCAGCGCAUCAUUGUUGCCAUUUUAAAGAUCCAUAUAUUUUUAAGAACUGCGUGAGAUAAACAGCAGCGAACGUGCAUUGUAUUUGGUUUACCAAGUAGUCAUCUUCAUUGCUAUUUUUAUAUUUUUUGAGGAUGAAUCUGUGUGUUGCAAAGCUUUUCCACAUAAUUUGUAAACGAUAAUACUUUUUUUUUAAAGCCUUUUAUUAAAUUCAGGGACCUUACAUAAGAGUGGUUUGUGAUUUUUACUUUAAAUGGCAUAUGCAUUUUUUUUAAAUUAUAUGUGAACUUUGUAAUCGAUUGCCAAUUGUUUUACACCUUUAAAUUCCAAAUAUCACAAAUAACUCUUAUUUACGGUAGCUGUUUAAGUUAAAAUACUUUUUUUUACUGAGUAGUGUCUACUUUAUUUAACUUAUUCACUAAAUUCUACUUUGCUAUAUCAAAAAAAAGUUUAAAUAAUAUUUUUUUUUGUAAAAUUUAAGAACAUUGGAAACAGUGACAGACCAGUUACAUUUUGAAUAUUUUAAUGAAAUGCAUUUCGAGUAUAAGUGAAAAAGAAGAGACUGCCGAGUGCCUUACAGUUCUACAAAACAAAAAACAGGCUGGGGUCCGAGGAAAGGGAGUGCUCCGAAUCUCCAAGUCCCAGAAUCUAUCCUUCCCUCCGACCCCCAGCCAAAAACCAUUCGAAUCGUUCAACUUUUGUAUUUGUUUUUCGUUAAUUAUGUUAAAUUCGUAAGCUGUGAUUGUAUUGUUAAUUGUGAAACUGUUAAAUUUUAGCCAGCACUGCCCGCCACUUGAUCGCACUCGAAAGAACUCCCCCCGGCUCAUACUUAAAAUUGAAAGUGAAAAAACCAAUUCGAGUCCUGGACGCAACGAAAAUUUACAAAGUGUGUGUUGAAUUUGUGUUAAAUAUAUGUGUUUUUGUAUAUUUCAA